AUGUCAAUUAAACGGGCCCUCUCCAAGGCCAUCCGCGGGCACAUCAAUGACGAUGACGACUCCGGCUCUCACAUUCGCUCGUCCCUCAAUCCCAAGCCGCGCACCUCAACCUCCCGAGAUGGUCAUCAUCCCCAUUCCCCCACCGCCUCUCCUCGUCGCAGCAUUCUAGGCAGCUUUUUCCGCGAGAAGGACUAUGUCUCCUCCUCUGAGGACUUUUCCGACGAUUCGUCGUCCACCGGCGCCCUGAGCAAGAACCAGCAGAAACGAUUGAUCCGCCAGCAGCGCCGGAAUGAGCGUUCCCGCCUCAGUGAGGAGCAGUUCUCCGAGUCGGACCACCGACGCAAAGAGGAGGAGAUUGCCAAGGCGGCGGCUGAAGAGACGCCAGAGAUGAAGGCUCGAUACGGCGAGCUGCCGCUGAUGCAGUCGCAGAACCGACUGCGUGAGGAGCGGGUCGCUCUCGACGAUAUUACUGCCGCCAUGGAGGGGCAGGAGAUUUAUUUCACGGCGCGCCUGCACGUUGUCCGCCGCAUGAGUGCGAAGCUGGUCUUCCUCGUGUUCCGCCAGCAGCUGUGCACCUUCCAGGGUGUGCUGCAUGAGCGCGCCGGCAUGACUUCCAUUGCCAUGGUCCAAUGGGCAGAACACCUGCGUGUGGGCUCCUUCAUCCGCGUCCGCGGCAAGAUCCAGAAGCCCGAGGUGCCCGUCCUGGGCUGCAGUAUCCACGAUGUCGAGCUGGCCAUCGACUCCGUGCAUCUCCUCGUCAAGCGCGAGGAGCCCGUGCCGUUCAGCGUGUACGAGGCGGAGAUCCGUACCACCGAGGAGGAAAAGGUCGAGGGCCGCCGCAGUCAUAUCCCCGACCGCACCCGUCUCACCAACCGCUUGCUGGACCUACGCACCGCGACCUCCCAGUCCAUCUUCCGGCUGCAGUCGGCAACGUGCAAUCUCUUCCGUAGCGCCCUAGACGAGCGAGGGUUCAUCGAAAUCCACACUCCCAAGCUGCAGGGUGCUGCCACCGAGUCGGGCGCCAGUGUCUUCCAGGUCAAUUACUUUGGCCGCCCGGCUUUCCUGGCCCAGUCCCCGCAGCUGGCCAAGCAGAUGGCUAUUGCGGCCGACUUUGGUCGUGUGUAUGAGAUUGGUGCGGUGUUCCGUGCCGAAAACUCCAACACUCAUCGUCACUUGACUGAGUACACUGGGCUGGAUAUCGAGAUGGCCAUCGAGGAACACUACCACGAAAUGCUCGAGACCCUGGAUGCCACGAUCAAGAAUAUCCUUAGCGGCGUCUAUGGCAAGUACCGCCGGGAGAUCAACAUGGUCAAGAACCAGUUUCCAUGCGAGGACGUCGUGUGGUUGGAGGAGACGCCUAUCAUUCGCUUCUCUGAUGGCAUUCAGAUGCUGAACGACUCAGGGUGGCGGGAUGAGGACGGCAAGCCUCUGCCCUUGGAUGAGGACUUGGCCACUCGUGAUGAGAUUCGCCUGGGCGAGCUGGUCAAGGAGAAGUAUGGCACCGACUACUACGUCCUCGACAAGUUUCCUCGUGGGGCCCGCCCCUUCUACACAAUGCCAGAUCCCGAAGAUGACAAAUUUACCAACUCGUUCGACAUGUUCAUCCGCGGCCAGGAGAUUGUAUCCGGUGGCCAACGUAUCCAUGACCCGCACAUGCUCGAGGAAAAUAUGCGCAAGUCGGGCGUCAACCCCGACGACAUGGAGGAGUACCUGGAGGCUUUCCGCUGGGGUGCUCCGCCCCAUGCCGGUGCCGGUGUUGGGCUGGAGCGUCUGCUGAUGCUUCUGCUCCAGGUGGGCAACAUUCGUCUCACCUCGCUCUUCUACCGUGACCCGAAGAGCUUGCCUGCCAGGCCUCCUGUCCAACAGCUGCGCCACCCCGAGGCUUCCACCGUCGAUCCACCUUGGCAUCGGGACCACGCUCGCGUGGCUACAGAUCUCAGUGAGCUGCAGCCGCUGGAGAAGCUAAUUGCCAACUAUGGUGACGCCACGUCCACCUCCUGGUUUGAUGAACGGUUCAAAGUCUGGCGCGAUAUGACCACCGGUGCAGCCGUGGCCUAUGUGCCCAGCACCAGCAACUAUGCCAUCAUUCCGGGUAACCCCGUGUGUGAUCCCUCUCAGUACACCCGUACCAUCACCCAGUUCUUGCAGUGGCUGCGGCGGGAUACCAAAUACAAGCCAGUCUGGAUCCUCUGCUCUCCCGAGGUUGAGACUAUCCUCGGUGAACGCCUUGGAUGGCGUAGCUUGUCCUGCAUUGCCGAAGAGCGUGUUGAGCCGUCUCGCAACCAGGCUGCGUCGGACGGCGAGAUUGCCCGCAAACUGCGCCGUGCUGAGACGGAAGGUAUUAAGGUCAUCUCGCUCAACCAGGGUGAGCUGCCCUCCGAGGAGAUCCGCAAGAAGAUCGACGAGCGCAUUGCCGAAUGGCUCGGCAACCGCAAGGGCACCCAAGUGCACCUAUCCGAGAUCCGCCCGUGGUGCGACUCCGAGCACCGCUGGUACUUCUACGCGCUCGACAAGAACGGCGUCAUCUGUGCCUUCGUCGCGCUCGCCAUGCUGUCGCCUGCGCAUGGCAUGCAAGUCAAGUACAGCUUGGACUUCCCGAACUCGCCCAGCGGUGUCAUCGAGUACAUCGUUACGCAGGCCAUCCAGACCGCCUCCAAGGGUGGCGUCAAGGGUCUGACCUUCGGUGCUGGUGCCACUAGCCAGCUUACCCCCGGCCAUAACCUGCACGGCGCCAAGAUCAAGAUGCUGGAGCGCACCUACGAGGCGCUGGCUAAGCAGUUCCAUCUUGUGCGCAAGAGCGAGUUCCGUGCCAAGCUGGGUGCUACCGAGGAGCCGCUUUACAUCGCCUACCCAGCCCACGGCCUCGGGUCGAAGGGUAUCCGCGCUGUACUCAAUUUCUUCGAGGAUUAA
Messenger RNA from Penicillium canariense, 2910 nucleotides. RefSeq names its product aspartyl-tRNA synthetase, cytoplasmic (gene erdS). Gene Ontology annotation, molecular function: aspartate-tRNA ligase activity; ATP binding; RNA binding. The coding region runs from base 1 to 2910 and encodes 969 amino acids. The record is from RefSeq and is a predicted model, not a curated record. The transcript has a single exon. Gene Ontology annotation, cellular component: cytoplasm; cytosol; aminoacyl-tRNA synthetase multienzyme complex. Gene Ontology annotation, biological process: aspartyl-tRNA aminoacylation. NCBI's taxonomy places the organism in Eukaryota, Fungi, Ascomycota, Eurotiomycetes, Eurotiales, Aspergillaceae.